Arachis ipaensis is the source of this 1300-nucleotide messenger RNA. RefSeq lists its product as uncharacterized. NCBI's taxonomy places the organism in Eukaryota, Viridiplantae, Streptophyta, Magnoliopsida, Fabales, Fabaceae. The record is from RefSeq and is a predicted model, not a curated record.
UUACUAAAAAAAAUAUGAGAUAUUCGAAAAAUUCAUAUAAUUGAACAUCCAAAUUAAAAAUGCAAUCUCUUUCUCUCUCUCUCUCCUCACCCUCUCAUCUUUCAUUCUCUCUCUAACCCUCUUGUCUUUCCCACCUCUGGCAGUAGUCCCCUCCUUUGGCAGCCCUCUCUCAGGCAAGUUUGAGCUUUAUGCAUCAACAGCAUCAGAAGGAAUAGUCGCAGUGAGCCUCCUGCAUCUGCCUCCUACACCACUAAGAUCAGCAUCGACGUCAUGCUCGUCAAGAGCAUUCCUCGUCAUUUUAGUUCUUUGUAGACAUGACAACAGACAGAGGUGUCAUGAAUCGGCUUCGUGGAUGGGGUAGAGGGGUGUCUACUGAAACCUGUUGGACUUCUUGAUCAUCGCCCUCUACUCCAACUACCCCUAGAACGUCACCGGCAAUUGGAGCACAAGAUUAGCCUUUCAUCAUGGUCCUUAACCCCAAGUACGUGGCUCCUUCUACUGCGCCACCUCCGCCCCCAGGAAGUCAUACAGCUGCUUCUCCUUUUGUUUCACCAUGAAGACAAAGGCCAGGCUAUCUAAGUCGUUGGAUCGUGAUGUGACGACGGUGGAGUCCUUUAAGUAUACUCACACAUUGCAGGAGAAUAAGGAGAGAUUUGCUUAUCAGCAGUCUACGAAUCAUUAUGAGUCAUACACGAAGAGUUUGGAAGCUGCAACCCAGCAAUCUCAGCAUACUGGAGACGACGGCAACAACUCCAUUACAUUAAUCAUCGAUCCUGACAUAGUUUGGUGCAAGAUAGCAUCUAAGCCAUACAAGAAUCGCGUCUACGAGUUGGGAUCAUUCUUCGCCGACAACUUCCGCACCUCCACAUUGAGACAUUCAUCCGCCUUUGCCGCCAGCCGGCCCGUCGAUCCCGAGGAUGGCGUUGAUUUGGGGGAACAUGUGUUGGAGCUCACCUGGAGACUUCACCAACAAGCCCAGUAGCUGCAGCAGUUUGAGAAGAGGUAUCAAGAGAUUCUCACACACAUGUAAGAAAUAAAUUGCCUCAGGCUAGAGUGGUGGCGGGAGCUAGAGCGGCUUUAGCGGAUGGAGCAAUAGAUGACGAUGUACCAAGAUCAAAUGCGCACCAGUGGUAGCGGCACUGCUAGUGGCAGUGGCACUGCUGGAGGUGCACCGACAUCACCACUUAGUCGGCGUCAGCAAGACCAGGGAGAUGACGAUAACGACGAUCAGGAUCUUUAGUGAUUAGAACUUUGUUCUAGACUGUUUUAUUGUAUUUUAUUUAUUUGACUUUUUAUUUUA